AUGGAUGCUCUGCGGGCGUGGAUAUGGUCUGAUCUGGACGUUAUCAUGGUUGGCACAUGGAUGUUUUGCGGGCAUGGAUAUGGUCUGACCUGGACGUUAUCAUGGCCGGCACAUGGAUGCUGUAUACGGGCAUGGAUAUGGUCUGAUCUGGACGUGAUCAUGGUUGGCACAUGGAUGCUCUGCGGGCAUGGAUAUGGUCUGAUCUGGACGUUAUCAUGGUUGGCACAUGGAUGCUCUGCGGGCAUGGAUAUAUGGUCUGAUCUGGACGUUAUCAUGGUUGGCACAUGGAUGCUCUGCGGGCAUGGAUAUGGUCUGAUCUGGACGUUAUCAUGGUUGGCACAUGGAUGCUCUGCGUGCAUGGAUAUGGAACAGAACCGAGCACACAACAAGAAGAGGGAACGCAGUGCGGGCGCGUCCGGCUUCAAAAAAGCCCUGAAAUUUGAGGAGGACGCGGUCAAGCAAUCUCUUGCUGACGAUUCGCUCGACCCAGAUGCGAUGGUAGUGCUGGCCUUCCACGCCUUUGCCCGCACGUCAGGCAAGCUUGGUUGUUGCGCAGUGGUGACCACAAGAGAGCUCUUGCGGGUACCUCCUCGUGUUGCCAAUCCCGAUUUCCUGAAGAUGGCGGUCGACGCCACAUUUCGAGACAUUUUCGGUGAUUGGAAGCUCAUGCCGCUGCGCGUGCUGUCUAAACAUUUGGCUUCCACGACCCUCGAACAAGGCCUCAUGGGUAAGUCGUGGUGCACGCAUUGCACACCAGUCCUGUACUGCGUCACUAACUCCGACGGCGCGGCGUCUUGUGAGCGUCUUCUGCACAUCUUUGACCACGCGCGCCCGAGUCCGUUGGGCAGCGAUCGGAAACGCCCCGAUCUGACCAAGGCGGCGGAUGCUGAGCAGCUCUUCCGGAACUGGGAUGUCUUCAACGCGGAGGUCAUGUCCCAGUUCACGGCGCUGUGGAAGACACUGGGGCAGCUGCAGGAAGAGGCGCUACGCGAGCGCCGGGAGAAGGAAGAGCUCAGGCACGAAAAUCGGCAGCUUCAGAUGCGCCUGGACCGCCUCAGCCAAGAUGUAGAGGCAAAUGCGGCCUUGGCCUGUGAUAUCCCCAUGCAGGGCUCACUACAGACGAUUCGGUAUCUUCAGGAGCCCGUGGAUGGCCCAGAUGGAGUGGAGGCCACUGCACUGAGGAUGGUGGUUUACGACUGGCCCUCUGCCGAGGUUGCCACGGAAGUGACUGCAAUCCUGCUGUCAGAGGUCCUGGGCUACCAUGUCGACAUCAACCCUCAGAAGACGACUGGUUCUGUUGAAAGCGCUUUGCAGCUUGCCGGCUGUGUAUCUUUCGACUGCUUAGAAAGGCAAAGGCGCAGCCAUGUUGCCAUGGACACCUGGCUAGCAGGAUUACCGGGCGAGCUUGCAAACUUCGAGCGAACGCAUCCCAACCUGGCCGCCAGGAAUUUAGGCUCCAUGGGGUACAUCGGCUCGGACACACUUUACGUGAAAGGCCCCGGUCGUGACGAGGCUUACUACACAUCUGGACUGGCACUGGAUUUCUACAAGAGUUACAACACCUCGUUGCAUGAUCCUGCGAAAUUCUUCAGCAGGGUGUCCGAUCUGGAUACGGCUUCGUUUGCCCCCUGCAACUCGAGCGAGCACGAGUUCACCAACGAUGCGCAGAUGAGGCUCUAUCGAAAUUGGACGGGAGACGGGGAUGGCGUCCUCGAAACUGCAGCUGGAGUCAUGGCGAACUGUGCCGAUGGCUACUUCUGGACGUCUCCGGCUUGUCGUCACAACAUCUCGGAAUGCAUUCCCUUGCUCGCCGCCGGAUUUGGAUGGAACAUUUACGUGUUCAUGCAAUGGUCCACGUUCUUUGGGAUGCCCACGGCAAUUGGUAUCCCCAAGGGAGAGGAGCAGCGGAGAUCCCUGGUGGAAAACUUCCGGACGCUCUUCCACUGGUGGUCACCUGAUGCUGCCUUCCUUCACCUGGACGCCUCACAGGUAGUCUUCCCGCGACAUAAGAGGCGCGAGUGGGAGGCUGGUCUCUAUCGGACCGGAUAUCCUGAGAACUCGAUCGUGAAGCUCGCGGCGGGUCAGCUUGUGGCCAUGGCGCCUCGAGUGUACCAAUUCUUGGAAAACUUGAGACUGGACCUCGAGGACAUGCAAAGCCUCCUGUUGGAGGUGGAGCAUGGAGCGACCUUGCAAGUUGCUGCAUGCAGCUGGGUUCGAAACAAUACAGAGAUCUGGACCACUUGGAUUCCUGUGGAUACACAGUGCCUGCCAGGAGAUGGUCUGCAAGACUCCGACGGACAGCACCUGGCUAAUCGAUCUACCGCAGUCGGUUGCUCAUCUUGCCGUCCCGGCAAUUUCUCCCGAUCGAUCUUGGAUAACGAGGGCGAAACGUACCUGUGCAAGCCCUGCCCAGCAGGAACCUACGAGAACGCCUUCGGCAAGACCGUUUGUGUCAGCUGCGAUGUGGGGACCUUCACAGACGCUGCCGGCAGUGCUCACUGUGUUCGGUGCGAUCUGGGUCGAUUUGCAAAUGUUUCUGGCAUGACCCAAUGUCAUGCCUGCGGCGCCGAACACUGGACCACAAGUCAGCGCAUUGUGAGCGAUGAUGUAGACAGAUGGCUGGAAGUGGACGGAGCGACUUCUGCAUCUUUUUGCAGCUGUGUGGAAGGUUGGUUUCUGAACAAGCAUGGGCUCUGCGAGCGGUGCUUGCGGGGCUCAGAGUGCAUCGGGAGCAUGGUUUACAGAUGCUUUGGACGAUCCUCUCGCUGCUCGGGCGGGCCUGCCGGUUCCUGUGCACCUGGCCGUGAUCCUGAAACUGUGACGUGUCAUGGGUGUCUCCCCGGACUGCGGCCGCUGGACAACGGUUCCUGUGGACCCUGCGGCGGCACUUCCUACCUCGCCUUUGCAAUCGCCGUUGUUUUCCUGGUGUUCGGCGUUGCAUUGCUCUACAUCGUCUUAGUCAUGGACGCCGAGCAGGCGACGCAGCCCGGGCACACUUUUGUGGGCGUCGUUGCAGCGAGCCAGCUCCUGACACUGGUUCAGCAACUUGUGGUUGUCCGAAAUCUGGGCAUUGAGUGGCAGGAGCCUUUGAAAGAGUAUCUGGAGCUAUUGGCGGUUUUUGGCGUGGACUUGGACAUGAUUUCUCUUUCAUGUAUCGCCAGUGUGAGCCCCGUCUUGAAGUAUGUGUUGACUGUGUCUGCUACGCCCAUUCUUGCAGCGAUCGCCGUGGUACUGCAUCUAUCAGCGCUUGCCUUCAAGAAGUACAUCAAGCAGGGACUUCGUGUGAGGCUGGACUUUAGCCAGCUCCUUCGCACCGUCGGGUCCCUCAUCGGGAUCCUAUUUAUCAGCAUCUUCACGAUCGGUGCGGCAGCAUGCUUGAUGCCGCUCUGCUUCCUUAGCCUUUGCUUCUGGAUCAUCUUUGUAAAGCUCCCCCGCUGGUUGCGGCGUGCCGAUGCUGUGUACUUUAGAGCUUGCUCAUUCCUCUGGAUGCGCUUUCGACCUGGUGCAGAGCGCUUCUCGAUUUUCUUUCUCUGCCGAAACGCUCUUAUUGUGCUGUGCCCGUUGCUUCCCUCCUUGUCCAUUAAGCUGGUGGUGCUGAAUGUGCUCCUUUACUCGAGCUUGAUAGCCACGACGAUUUCUUUGGUCUUCAUCCUGAUCAUGGUAAGGGACACCGAGACCUGCGUCGUCCUCGCAAGUCCGGGGAUUUUGGCCCGCAAGUGGUGUGUUGGCGAGAUCGUAACUGCCAAGCUACACAACGUACACACCGUAAUGGUGAGGUGGCCAAACUUCGCAGACCCUACUGCGAUGAUGUACGAGAAACUGGAGUUUGCCAUUCCAGGCAUUGAGGCCUUAACGGCCUACAGCAUAUCGGUUGACGACGUGUGCAAGACACUGCGCUGGAUGAGGACCCUCGAAUGCAUCGCUUUCCCCCACUGCUUGAAUUUGGAGAGUGCCUCAACGGCAAUUGGCAGUCCUUCGUCCUACUAA
Molecule: messenger RNA, 3987 nt
Organism: Symbiodinium sp. CCMP2592
Lineage: Eukaryota; Dinophyceae; Suessiales; Symbiodiniaceae
Source: the annotation of a GenBank genome assembly